Molecule: messenger RNA, 795 nt
Organism: Menidia menidia (Atlantic silverside)
Lineage: Eukaryota; Metazoa; Chordata; Actinopteri; Atheriniformes; Atherinopsidae
Source: the annotation of a GenBank genome assembly
AUGGUGGGAGACGCCAUGGAGGGGAUUCUCUACAAGUGGACUAAUUACAUGACAGGCUGGCAGCCGCGCUGGUUCGUUCUGCAGAACGGCGUGAUUUCGUACUACGACAGUGAGGACGACGUGGGAAAAGGCAGCAAAGGAUCCAUCAAGAUGUCCGUCUGCGACAUCAAAGUCCCCCCCUCUGACUCCACCCGGCUGGAGCUCAUCAUCCCGGGCGAGCAGCACUUCUACGUCCGCGCCGUGAACGCGGCGGAGCGGCAGCGCUGGCUGGUGGCGCUCGGGUCCUCCAAGGCCGGGACCCAGGACCGGAACAAAGGCCUCGCUGCUCAGCGCCACCUGUUCCACCUUCAUCCGGACCCUGGAGGAGUGCAUGAGCCUCGCACACCUGAGUCUGACCCCCGACCCCCGGGCUCCAGAAAGGUAAAACCAGUAAAUUUGUGCCUCAGAUCCGACGCAGAAGGCCGACGCCCGCCACCCUCCAGAUCUACAGACAACCCGGGACAGAUGUUGGAGAUCAACACAACGCCGGAGGGGAGACACAGGAAGCAGAGCGCCUUCGCCCCCCCCACCAUGAAAGACCUCCAGGGGGCGGGGCUUCCGGAGACAGACAGCGAGCUCAGCCCAAUCACAGCGCAGCUCUAUGCCGCCUCCCAGUGGGCCAAUCACAAUGGGCCAGAGGAGGCCAAUGGGAAUGAGGCGUGUCUGCUGUUAGCCAAUCAGGAGAGAGGAGGGCCAGAGGACCCGUCCUGCAGCUACAUUAAGGAUGAUUCCAGCCCCGACUCCGUCUCCCGAUAG